Molecule: messenger RNA, 1521 nt
Organism: Ceutorhynchus assimilis (cabbage seed weevil)
Lineage: Eukaryota; Metazoa; Arthropoda; Insecta; Coleoptera; Curculionidae
Source: the annotation of a GenBank genome assembly
CUAGCGCUAAAAAAUUUCAAGGCAGUGCAAACAAAUAAUAAAUAAUUAGAGCUUAUCACACUCCGUCACUAUUAUUAUUUUUAAUUUAUAAUAUAGUAUAAUUAUAAAUAUUUGUUCUAUUUUUAUUUGAGUCGCAAAAAUGGACGGCGAUUUUUGUGAAUUGUUGAGGUGUUGCUGUGAAUGUGGAUUAUGCAUAGGGCUCUGCUGCCUAUGUUGCAGGGACAACGAUUCUAAUCAACGUCGCGAUCCGUUUUAUCCAGUUGGCCCCGCUAGUACGACAAUAAUCCAAACACAACCAAAUUCGCACCCAACCUAUCCAAUAGAUGGUAUACCGCCAGGAGGCGGUUACGGAGGCGGUAAUCCUUAUCCGCCCUCAAUGCCCAUGCCUCAACCUCAACCAGGCUAUCCUCCACAUUCAGGGGCUCCAUAUCCUCCACCUGGUGGGGCACCAUACCCUCCGGGACCUGUUCCAGGAGGCUAUCCGCCUGCAGGAUAUCCACCUGGUCCAGGAUACCAAGCUCAGCCUCCACCCUAUGAUGUAGCAGUAUCUAUGCCUCCACCUCAACCAUAUCCCCCACAGCCGGAAGGAUAUGUCAAACAGGCCCCCUACAACCCCCAUUACCAAAAUUGAGGGUAACUACGUUAUGUUGCAAAAAGGGUUGCAAUAAUUUGCUGACCAGAAUAUUCUUUUUACAAGGUGACAAUAUUGUUGCGCUUCUUAAAAUGCACAAAGGUUUAUUAUAUUAUUCUUUUAUAUACAUAUGAAUACCUACUUAUGUAUUUUAUGUACAAAAAAAUAUAUAUUUUAAAAUUUAAUUUCUGAGGAAUGCUAUCCAAAAACAAUAUUUUUAUGCCAUAUUUCGUUAAAGCUCAGAAAAAAUUAAUCUUCAUUAUAUCUGUAUAAAUAAUAGAUUAUAUUCAUGUAAAUUCAGCUCAAAAUGAUUAUGAAAAUACCCAAGUUUGUAGUUUGUUCAUACCAAAAAAAUAAUAACAAUAGGUUAAAUUUAAUUGAAAACCAAUCGAAACUACUCACAAUAUUGCCUAUUUUUUAGUAAAAUAUGUCACAUUACAAUAAUACUUAUAUACAUUGCUAUUUAUUAUUAAUUGUUAUUUCCCACUGUGCGGGGUGUUUCAAUUAGGACCAUAUUUUUCAGAUAAUUCAAUAUUAUUAAAAAGUUGUGUUCAGUUCUUGCUCAUUCAACCAUUUUAUUGAGGUUUUGCCUAUAGGUAAAAUAAAUGUGAGCUUUCCUUCCAUAAACCCGCUGAAGAAAACAGAGGAGUGAGUUUUGAGGCUUUGAGUAGUAGCCUGAACAUUCACUCCUUUGCCUUUUUCCAGCUCCAGUAGCAGGUGAGCAGGAACCCAAUGAAGACGAAGAGUGAAAGUCUGUGUAAAAGAUGCUAGAAUAUAUGAGGAAUUCCUGGAAAAAGAGCAAGAAUCUAUGGAAAAGGUGCAAGAGGAGUGAGAAUCUUUGGAGAUUGAGCCCAAGUCUUCAACAAGUAAAUUUCGAAACUUAUAGUUCA